Messenger RNA from Alexandromys fortis (reed vole), 847 nucleotides. It is a transcript of the gene CUNH13orf46, whose product is annotated as chromosome unknown C13orf46 homolog. The transcript is spliced from 9 exons. The coding region runs from base 1 to 783 and encodes 260 amino acids. The record is from RefSeq and is a predicted model, not a curated record. NCBI's taxonomy places the organism in Eukaryota, Metazoa, Chordata, Mammalia, Rodentia, Cricetidae.
AUGGAAAAGGAUCCUGCCACUCACAGGAGGCACAGGCCUGGCCCUGGGGCCCUGCCCUCAGGAAUAGCCCCCGGAUACCUCAAAGUGGCCAGCGAGGGGGCUGAACUCCAGAGGAGCAGGAGUGUGGGUGGCUUGCACCAGAAGGGGGAUCCACCAGUCUGCAUCAGGAAGCUACUACGCAAGGAGCUAGACUCUGAGGACCAAGGUAAAGAUCCAAGAAGUGACACAGAUGAUACCUCCUGUCAGGUGAGCCUAGAGGAAAACAGGAAGAAAAGGAACCAGGAUGAGCCCAGAACGCUGGACCAAAAGUAUGGGAAGUCGGAGCCAGAGAAGAGCGACUCGGAGACCAGCACCUCAGAAAAGGAUGGUGCCCGCAAAGGAAGACGCACCUCAGUGGCCGAGGGGCAGGAGCCAGAGUCCAUGAAGCUGAAUAACCUUCUAGAAAAGCAGAAACCAUCUGUGUUUGUGGAGAUCGACCUUGGAGACCAUACUGAGGAGGAGAUAAUCACCUGUGCCUUGAGGGAAGAGAAGAGGCCCCCGAUGGACACAGGGGACUUGUCAGAGGAUGAGACAAGGAUCAGCUGGGUGUGCUGCAUCCCAUAUUCCACAAAGAAGAAGGCAAGGGACACUAUCAACACUCUGGAAAAGGGCCAGAGUGACAGCAGCCAACGGAGACCCAAAGCAGGGACCCUCCUUCAACCCAACACCAAUCACAGUCCUAGGAACCAACUAUUCAACGGGCUGGCCGCCUCAUCGCUCACCCAGAACUUAAGUUCCAGCUAAUUGCUCACUAAAGGAAACAUCACGAUGUGAAGGCUUCGCUGGAGUUACAAUGGCGUACCCAGGC